AUGCUGGAGAGCCAAAACCAGCUUUUGCUCAGCAUUCCGCUGAGCGAAAAACGGGCACAUAUGUACAACAGUCAAUUUCAACAGAAACAGAUACUGGAGUACGUCAAAAUCGACUUGGCGAUGAGUGUCAGCGAUAACUUGGAGGCGUUAGCGCAUGCCGCACUUCUAAGCAAACUUCCUUUGGCGUACACGUUUAUUUACAGACCGAUAUUGUUAGACCUGGUUGCCAGAUGGGCAAACAUGAGUGGUCAGGAUCAGCUAAGUCUGAUCGCAGAUCGGCUAGCACAGGCAGUCGCGAUUUACCCCGAGACUGCUACUUUUUGUGAUCAAUAUUUUCAAGCACAGCACCAACAUCUCAACUUGAUGUUAGAUACGUGCGAGUCGGAGCCCGAGACAGUGCUGCACGAAAUUCUGCUCGCGUACUACAGGCUAUUGCAUUUUGAUCGGGAGCGGUUCUCACGUUUCAUCACCCCUGUUCCGUUAUACAAAUUGCUGCAAGCUCAAUUUUCCAAUCAAGCCAUCAAGUUUCUAACGGUAAAGGUUCUUUCCAUGUAUUUGAAUAUGGCCGAGCAGGCUACGAUUGAUCUUACAGAGAAGCAUGCUCCUUCGGACUCUGUAGCUAUUCUAGCGCCGUACGAUUCUGACAAUGAUGUCGAUUACCGCUUUUUGGAGGUCAACGAAGCCCAGAAAAUGUCCCAAUACCACACAUUACUGGGCAACUACAACGACAAACAGGUACCUGUCCACAAGAAUAAUACUCACGACUGUUUGGUGAUAGAGCCAUGCCAUUUGAGUGAACAUGUCAUGGCAAUUUUUGGAGUGCUAGUUCCCAGGGUCAAAACCAGCGCUAAGCGCUAUGAGGUUAGCUCCGAGCACGACUUUGUCCCAACCGUGAAGGCGGUUUCCUCCAUACGGGAACUCAGUAGAUGCGUUCAGCAUUCACAACCGGUCAUGCUUGUGGGUAAGGCUGGUUCCGGUAAGACUUUCCUCGUAAACCAGCUCAGUAAGUACACAGGCGCAUAUGAAAAGAUGGUCAAAAUCCACCUUGGAGAACAAACCGAUGCGAAACUCCUGCUGGGAACUUACACCUCAGGUGAAAAGCCAGGCACUUUCGAGUGGAGAGCAGGCGUUUUGACUACAGCUGUGAGAGAAGGUCGCUGGGUUUUGAUUGAGGACAUAGAUAAGGCACCAACGGAAGUGCUCUCUGUUCUUCUUACUUUAUUGGAACAGCGUCAACUAAGCAUACCUUCAAGAGGGGAAACAAUAAAGGCUGCUAAUGGCUUCCAGCUUAUUUCCACUAUCAGGAUAACCGAAAAUGAUCAUAAGGACGAGAAGAGUUUCAGACCUGAUUUGAUUGGGAUUCGUUUAUGGCAAGUAGUUAACCUUACGGAACCAGACGAGAAGGAGCUCCAGGAAAUUUUAACUCACAAAUUUCCAGCGUUGUCGCAACUGAUCGGAAGGUUCAUAACCAGCUAUCAUUUGGUUCAAAACUUUUAUUCCAACCCCCAGUUCAUUUCCAUGAACAGAGGUGUUCAUCCCCGAGCCGUCACGGUACGUGACUUGGUCAAAUUCUGCAGCAGGGUGGAGGAAAUUUUUAAAGCUAAUAGCAUCCAGCGUUCACAGGAGUUGAUACCAUCUCAUGUUUAUGAUAGCAUUUUUUUCGAAGCUGCCGACUGUUUUGCCUGCGCAAUUGGUGAGUUGAGAGCUUUGAAGCCCAUAAUUGAAACCAUAGGUGUUGCACUUGAAGUACCAAGUUCAAGAAUAAAUCUUUAUCUCUCUAAGCACGUUCCGGUGUUUGAAGAGUCCAAGAGUUUUAUCACAAUUGGCAGAACAGUUUUAGCUAAGAACCGCGCCAGGCUAGUGAAAAAGUCAAUGAAUGACACUUCCUUUGCUCGCACAAACCACUCUCUUAGACUGAUGGAACAGGUAGGAACAGCAAUCAAAAUGUGCGAGCCUGUUUUACUUGUAGGUGAAACUGGUACUGGUAAGACGACUGUGGUGCAGGAAAUGGCAAAACUGCUAAGCCAAAAGCUUACGGUUAUUAAUGUGUCACAACAGACUGAGAGUGGGGAUUUACUAGGUGGAUUCAAACCCGUGAAUACAAAGACCAUUGCCAUUCCAUUACUAGAAGACUUCGAAAGUAUUUUCCCUGCUACUUUCUCAAUGAAGAAAAACGAGCGUUUUUACACUAUGGUUCACAAGUGUUUCAACAAGGGCCAGUGGAAAAAUGUCAUAAAGCUCUUGAAUGAAGCCUUUAAGCUGGCAGGAAACAUUCUUCGCCAAGACGAGGUUGAUUCUGCCUCUGAUAACCAGAAAAAGAAAAGAAAGCUGAAUUCACAUGAAAAUAAGAUGCUACUGGACAGAUGGUCUGAAUUUAAUCAAAACGUCUUGAAAUUUGAAGCCCAAUAUUCUUCCAUAGAGAAUUCCUUUGUAUUCAAUUUUGUGGAAGGUUCAUUGGUAAAGGCCGUACGCAAUGGAGAAUGGCUUCUUUUGGACGAGCUGAACUUAGCGUCGCCAGAUACUCUCGAAAGUAUUUCAGAUCUUUUAUCUGAGCCAACUUCUCGUAGCGUGCUGCUGUCGGAAAAGGGCCAAGCCGAACCAGUCAAGGCUCACCCGAACUUUAGGAUCUUCGCUUGUAUGAAUCCUGCUACCGAUGUUGGAAAACGAGACCUACCACUCGGUGUUCGUUCUCGGUUCACUGAAAUAUACGUGCACUCUCCCGAUCGCGAUAUCACGGAUCUAUUAGCGAUCAUCGACAAAUACAUCGGCGUGUACAGUGUUAGCGACGAAUGGGUUGGAAAUGAUGUUACCGAGCUUUACUUGUCUGCUAAGAAACUCGCGGAAGCGAAUAAACUUGUCGAUGGAUCCAAUCAGAAACCUCAUUUCAGUAUCCGUACCCUGACUCGGACUCUAAUAUAUGUCAGAGAUAUUGUUAAAGUCUAUGGCUUGCGCAGGUCAUUGUACGAAGGGUUUUGUAUGUCCUUCCUCACUCUAUUGAACGAGAAUUCUGAAGCCCUUUUAAGACCGCUAAUCGAAAAGUUCACAUUAGGAAGGUUGAAAAACCCCAAAUCGGUCAUUUCACAAUCACCACCUUGUCCUGGUAUGGAUUAUGUCCAGUUCAAACACUAUUGGAUGAAAAAGGGACCUCAUGAGCUUCAAGAGCAACCGCAGUACAUCAUAACUCCAUUUGUUGAGAAAAAUAUGCUCAACCUAGUGAGGGCAACAUCAGGACGCAGGUUUCCUGUACUUAUACAAGGUCCAACAUCUGCUGGUAAGACUAGUAUGAUCAAAUACCUCGCCGACAUAACCGGCCAUGAAUUUGUUCGUAUCAACAAUCAUGAACACACAGAUCUCCAGGAGUACCUCGGCACAUACAUGGCCGACGAGACUGGCAAGCUUUCGUUUCGGGAAGGUGUUCUAGUUGAUGCACUACGAAAAGGUCACUGGAUUGUUCUGGAUGAGCUCAACCUGGCUCCCACUGACGUACUGGAAGCCUUGAAUAGAUUGCUUGAUGAUAACCGUGAGCUUUUUAUUCCAGAGACCCAAGAGGUGAUUCAUCCUCAUCCUGAUUUUAUGCUUUUCGCUACUCAAAAUCCGCCAGGUAUUUAUGGUGGGCGUAAAGUCCUCUCUAGAGCUUUCCGAAACCGUUUCCUCGAAUUGCACUUCGAUGAUAUUCCUCAAGACGAGCUGGAGAUCAUUCUGAGAGAAAGGUGCAAGAUUGCGCCAUCAUAUGCCCAAAAAAUUGUAGAAGCUUACCGGCAACUGUCCGUUCAGCGUUCUGCUUCGCGUCUCUUCGAGCAGAAGAAUAGUUUUGCCACGCUACGUGAUCUUUUCCGGUGGGCCCUGAGAGGCGCUGUAGGAUACGAAAAUCUAGCAGCCGAUGGCUACAUGCUGCUCGCAGAGAGGUGCAGGUCCAAAGAAGAGAGAAUGGUUGUCAAGCAAGUUCUUGAAAAAGUCAUGCGAGUCAAGCUAGAUAUGGACAGUUAUUACGAAACGCUGGAACUUGAAGAACUGCAGUCAAUGCAAAGCUCCGUCAUUUGGACAAGGGCUAUGCGCAAACUUGCUGUUUUGGUGACUACAUGCCUGAAAAAUAAUGAACCUGUUCUUUUAGUUGGAGAAACAGGUUGCGGUAAGACAACGAUCUGUCAACUCAUAGCGCGCUUCACUGGUCACCAGUUAGUCACUCUAAAUGCUCAUCAAAACACGGAAACUGGCGAUAUUCUGGGCGCGCAACGUCCAAACAGACAUCGUUCUGAACUUCAGGGUGAAUUGUCCAGACUGCUAACGAAAGUGCUUCACUUCGAAGGUGAUGAAAUGGUUACUCUUGAUGAACUGACAAACAUCUACGAGCGAGCGGACAAAGCUUCCUUAGAUCCUGUCGAAGUAAAGGCAAUCGCAGACCUACAGGAUAAGCUCAAUGUACUCUUUGAGUGGUGCGAUGGUCCUUUGGUUCAAGCCCUGAAUGGAGGAAAUUUCUUCUUGUUGGAUGAAAUAUCAUUGGCUGACGAUUCAGUCUUGGAAAGGCUAAACAGUGUUUUGGAGCCCGAGAGAAAUCUCCUACUUGCAGAGAAGGGUGGCUCGGAUUGUUUGGUCCAGGCUGCGGAUGGAUUUCAAUUUUUCGCCACAAUGAAUCCAGGCGGUGACUAUGGGAAAAAAGAAUUGUCCCCGGCUCUGAGAAAUCGUUUCACCGAAAUCUGGGUUCCAUCUAUGGAAGAUUUUGAUGACGUACGCUUGAUUGUCUCUUCGAAACUCACAACGGAACUUUCCUCGCUCGUUGAGCCCAUCGUCCAAUUUUCGAAAUGGUUCGGUGAAAGGUUUGGAGGUGGUUCUACCAGCAAUGGUAUCAUUUCUUUGCGUGACAUUUUGUCAUGGGUCGAGUUCGCGAAUGUUUCGAUCAAAAGAUUAGGAAACGAAGCUGCUGCCCUAGUGCAAGGUGCUGCAAUGGUCUUCAUCGAUACUCUCGGUACGAACAACACAGCAUAUCUCUCGGAUAAUGCAGAAACACUCAAAGGACAGAGGAUGGAGUGUCUCACUGUGUUGGGACGCUUAUAUGGCCAAGAUGUGCUCCAGCAUUAUUCGCAGCAACCUGCCUUAGUGAUCGAUGACCAGAGCGUUCAAGUGGGGAUGUUCGCACUUGAUAGAGAACAUUCUGCCACAACUCCGCAGUUUAAUCUUAAUGCCCCCACAACCUUGAACAAUCUCAUGCGGGUUGUAAGAGCUAUGCAGCUCCAGAAACCAAUUCUUUUGGAGGGUAGUCCAGGUGUCGGUAAAACGAGCUUGGUCUCAGCUCUGGCAGCGUGCACCGGAAAUAAACUGACGCGUAUCAAUCUAUCAGAACAGACAGAUUUGGUGGACCUCUUUGGAUCAGAUGCUCCAGGGGAGAAGACCGGAGAGUUUGUUUGGCGUGAUGCGCCAUUUUUGAGGGCAAUGCAAUUAGGUGAAUGGGUUUUAUUGGACGAAAUGAACCUUGCGUCCCAGUCUGUUCUGGAAGGCCUGAACGCCUGUCUGGAUCACAGAGGAGAGGCAUACGUUCCUGAACUAGACAAAUCAUUCACGAAGCACCCAGGAUUUACAGUUUUUGCUGCUCAAAACCCUCAAAACCAGGGUGGCGGCAGAAAGGGUCUCCCCAAAUCAUUCGUCAAUCGAUUCAGCGUCGUGUUCGUUGAUGUCUUGUCAUCUCAAGAUCUUUUCCUGAUUGCAUCUCAUCUCUACCCCGAUGUAGACCCCAAUUGGUGUGCCCAAUUGAUCGAGAUUAUAUCUUCCAUGGAAGAUGAGGUGUCUAACCGGAGGUUAUGGGGUAACGCAGGAUCUCCUUGGGAAUUCAACCUGAGAGACACUUUGAGAUGGUUGAAACUUCUCACAUCGCCAAGUUUGACCACCGGUGCCGGGCCUGUAGAAUACUUGGACAUGAUCUUAACGCAAAGAUUUAGGACAAAUGAAGACCGUACCAAGGUCGCCAACAUGUUCGAACGUUUCUUUGGGGAAAGGGAAGAACGUCCUUAUUACCUACAGAUAACACCCGAGUAUUUGCAGGUGAACAGCGAAGUCAUGCCAAGAGCAGCUUUUGUAAAGCAUCAUUCGCUUCGUGGGGUAAAGCCACUGCAGUGUAACUUCCAGGUCUAUGAAUCCGUCAUGAGGUGCGUUAAAUUGAACUGGCCGCUAGUUCUCUGUGGUCCAACAAAUUCAGGGAAGUCUGAAAUUAUAACGUAUAUUUCUGGAAUUUUGGGCGCUAAGGUCAUAAGCUUUCCAAUGAACUCAGACACUGACAGCAUGGACAUUUUGGGUGGUUAUGAGCAGGUCGAUCUAAAUAGGAAGAUUGGCCAGAGAGUAGACAGCAUGGUUUCGACCUUGAGAGAGUUGCUUGCGAUAAAUCUAGGGUCGAGACUGUGCGGUGAUGAUGCAAAAGUGGCAGCACUCAAUCUCUUCCAAUUUAUAUCGACACGCUCCAUGGAUACUUCGAAUUUGCCAUCUUUGUUACAGCUGAUUGAAACGGUCGAACAAUAUAUCAACAAUGACACGGUUUCGGGGGCACUCGCUGAACUUCGGGUCAUACAGAAGAAAUUAGAUCAACCAUCCUCAGUCACAUUUGAGUGGUUUGACGGCUUACUACUCAAGGCAAUGGAAGAAGGUUCUUGGCUUGUUCUCGAAAAUGCGAAUUUAUGCUCUCCAUCUGUUUUGGACAGAUUGAACUCUCUUCUGGAAACGGACGGAUCUCUUAUCAUCAACGAAUGCAGUCAUGAAGAUGGACGGCCCAAGAUUGUCGACCCACACCCAGGUUUCAGGCUCUUUUUGACUGUGGAUCCAAAGUUUGGUGAACUGUCCAGAGCAAUGAGAAACAGAAGCAUUGAAAUAUAUGUCGAUGAAUUAUCAAGUAGGUCGUCUUCUUUCGAUAUCAUGAACAUGGAUAGUCAACAUCAACAAACGACCUUUGCUUCCACUCCAGCUGCUGAUGGAAACGAACACCCCAUCAAAUCCGAAAUAAUACCACUGUCGCGUUACAUUAGGUCAGACAACUCGUUUGCGUCUCAGUUUGGCCACCUACACGAUAUAUCUGCAAUCUCAAGCUCAAAGAUUUUGGAUUCGAUUGUGUCUAUCGCGCCUCUUUCGAUUUUUCCAACUUUGACUGCCUGGGAGAAAAAUGUCCACAACUCAAAAUAUUACCUCAAGGAUCAGUCAGUUUCAAGACUGGCUAUGCAGGCUCAAAGUCUCCAGGAGCAUGGGAUCUUGCAAUCGUUCGCUAAAGUUUAUGACGAAUACGAACAGCUUGCCACAGGAAUAUUGAACAACCCAGAGUGUUUUGCCAUAAGCCAGCCCUUGAUACCUUCAAUGAAUCCAUAUGUCUUGAAAACUCUGGCACCUAGCUAUCCUACGGCCGCGACUGCAGAACCGGCCUUCCUUUUUGACGCUUUAAGGCUGCUCAAAAGCUUUACAGAUGCGCUUGACCAUACUACAAGAAGGGCGCAUCAUGCGAAAUUGAGUGACCUUACAUACGUGGAGCUAAGCGCCGCAAACGACCAGGGUCGCGCAAUAAAAAAGCCUCCUCAAAUUCCAAUAUUCGAGGUACUUUCUCUCCUGAAAAGUCAUAUCUCAGAGACGCUGGAGUCAACGGCUCUUUUCACCAUUCCACAUGUUUACAAGAGUUACUUCGAUCUCUGCUCUAUCUGGAUUGGCGCUUUCGAGACAUCUAAAGUUCAUGAUAACGCUAAGUUAAGGGCAUACCAAGAUUUGUUGGAAUCGUGGCAGCAAGAAACUGGCUUGGAUAACCGCAUAACGCAAGAAGUACUAGAAAUUGCCAAAACCUUAGGUGGAUCCUUACUCAUGGAGACUGGCCGCUCAAUGACGUCAAUUUGGAAUGCUUUCAGACAAGCACAGCCAAGCUCUAAGUGCGACUGGGAAAGACUCGAACAGCUUCUUUCUCUCUCCAGUAAGUUUGAUGAUGUUGCUGACGGACAAUUCUCUGAUUCGUAUGCUCUCAUUGCCCAACUAAGAGAUAUAAUUUUGGAUCUCAGAGUCAGCAUCUUGUCUGGCGAGACAUCUGAGUUUGAUGAAGUUUUGAGUACUCUGCAGAAGGGUGUGCAUCAAUUGGACACAAUUUCGAAGCGGUUCUUGAAUCCAAGAAAGCAUUAUUUCAGGUCUGAAUUUGAUGCACUGCUACGUUUGGUCUGCCAAGAAGGGUCGAAAUCGGAUCACGUCUUGACUAAGAUCGCUUCAUACACUUCCAUUUCAACAGAAACUCUUCUGAGCUUGAAACAGACCUCACAUAGCCACCCGGCAGUUUUUGAUCUAUUGUGGAAAAAGGAUCAAGGGCAAUUCGAGUCGUCUACCAUUUCCGUAUUUGAUAGCUCAAUCCUGGAAAAUCUUUUGAACAAAGUAAUUUCUUUCAGCAGCAUCAGUGGCAGUCAAAUGUCCCAAGCAUUAGAGGAUGCCGCGGUGUUACGGGACCAGCUCGUCGAGUCAUCGCAUUCUGUUACCGCCGAUCAACUCACUUUACACAGAAAUUCUCUCCUCGAGUGGUACAGGAAAAUCGUCUCUCUACAUGUUGAGAUAAAAUCUUCGGCGACGCUAGGCGAGAUCCAGGAGGCGCUAUCCGAUUACGACAACAUAUGGUUUAAGAAUAUCCACGAGCAAUUUUUACUUGCGGGAGUAGCUUCUGCCCUGGAAUCAGACACUCUAUCCUCGCUAGGUAAAGCAUGGGUUUUGUUCUCUGCUGGUGCUUUGCAGUUGUUCGUUCCUAGCACAUCUUUCGAUCCAGCCAUUAACGAUUAUGUUCUUUAUGACAAUUACAUGGUAAAGCAGUCACUAUCGAAAGAGCUUUUGCAUAGUUGGGAAUGCUGUCGAGUAAUUCAAAGCGGAGACGUGCCCACAGCUUUCGAGACACUUAUUAGCGAAGCAUCUCAAGAUUGUCCCCCUGCCAAACCUAGGGUUUACAGACCACAACAGGCUAUAGACCCACUGUUCGAAGAAUGGGGUGCAUUCAUGAAGUCUACUGUUGGAGCAGAACCUGUCGAGAGACUACUUACGUCCUUAGAGGGAUUUGCCUCCCUUUCAGAAGGUGAACUUAACCUAUUCCAGCAGAACUCAUCGCAAUUUCUCGAGCGUCUAGUCUCAAACUAUGGAGUGUACUCCGACUUGAACGAUAUUUUCCGUGGGUAUGUGCUAGGUCUAAAGUUCGGUUUUGACCUUCUCAAACAAGGAAGGAUCGAAUCGCAGAAGAAGGUAAUCUUGGAGCCUCUCUGGACUCUCAAUCUACAUGUGUUGAGUAGUCCUGAGCGUAUAACCGACUCCUAUACCCAGUUGCAACCUCUUUUCAAGAGCUGUACGGUGGAGUCGUUGUGUGUCGAACGCAUAACAAACUUUUACCUCAAGCUAUUCAGUUUCCACGGUAAAGACUCUAGGCUCGUAGGGAGCUUCGAAAAUGCCCUACAAACAUUAUACUACAGGUGGUCUUUGCGCCGCUUGAAAGAUGAGAAAGAGGCUCAGGCAAAGGUUGGCGUGUACAAAUUUGAGGACGUUGAGGCGGAUAUCGAAUCGGAUUUCAAACGACUAUUCCCAGAUUAUGGACAAGUUUUGUCGGUAGGAGAGGAGCCUUCAUCAAAAAACAUGGAUCAAGGAGGUCUUGAAGAUCUUUAUUACGAUGUUGCUCAAACUUACUUGAGAACGUUUGGUGGUGAAACUCCAGCUGAGCUAUCAGAAUUGAUGACUGAUGGCUCUCGGAUUAGUGAUGCAUUGAAAGAACUUGGCGCAGAAAAUAAAACUUGCACCCCCGGUCCAAACAAUUUAUUGCCAGUACUGAACCAACUUGCGCAAGAAUUAAGAAGCUUCGAGAGUCCGAAGCAGGCGAUUGACUUGGACUUUUAUCGCGGGUCUUCGCUUUACGAAACGAAAAGAGCUGGAGCUGUGGUUGAAAAGCUAUUAAUUUCAACGCAUAAACUACUGAACCAAUGGCCUGAACACUCAACGCUCAAUGACCUAUUCAGGGUAUGUCAAGAAUUCAUGAGCUACUCCGGAAACACUCCGAUUGCACGUCUACUCCAGAAGAUCGAGCAAAUAUUCACAAUUGUUACGGAAUGGGAAAAAUAUGCUUCUGUCUCGGUUUCGUUGCAGGAUUCAGUGCGUGAGCUCACCGAUCUUGUUGUGACGUGGAGAAGGUUGGAACUGCGUACUUGGAAUAGCUUGUUCGAUCACGAGCAUCUGGCGCUCAAUAAAACCAUGGGUAAGUGGUGGUUCUAUCUUUAUGAGACAAUCACUCUCACGGUUUCUGAAGAGCAAUCUGCUGGCGAGAGUAGCCCCGAGAAAAUUGCUAAGCUACUUGGAUCCCUCAAUGUGUUUUUAAGCAAAUGCAGCUACGGAGAAUUCAGUGGUCGUUUGGCUCUACUAAAUGCCUUUGCGAACCACGCUAAGUUUUUGAUGGGGCGAGAGUCGAAUCUCACACAGGCCUUAUUCAACAUCCUGUCAUUUUACGGCCAGUUCUCUGCUACGAUCGCUGAAGCCAUAAAGGAUGGUAGAAAGAAACUCGAAAAAGAUGUUUCAGACGUGAUUCUACUUGCAAGCUGGAAGGAUGUCAACAUCGAUGCACUCAAACAAAGUUCGCAUCGUUCUCAUAACAACCUUUACAAACUUGUGAGAAAAUAUCGCACUUUGCUCUCUCAAGAUGUCUUCCCACUAAUUGAAAAGGGCCUCGAAGGUCACACACAUGAGAGCUUUCAGCUCGAAAACUUUGUCGCUGACAAAGGCAGUAAUACCAUUUCUUCGGAUGUCAACGUCUUAGUGAAUAAGAUUUCCAGCUGGGAUGACAGGCCUGCCUUUUUGAAAAAUUCGGAAUUGAGCUCGAGAAAAAUGGCAAAUCACUGUCUCUCAGUAGAAUCUGAAGAGUAUCCUCAAUUGACAAUGUUCGCAAGCGAUGUGAACGCAGAGGUACGCCGCUUGCGCGAUGAGACACCAAAGGUCUACAACAAGAAGGACAAGAAGCUAUUGGCCGCUCUGAAAAUUCAAAAAUCAAAAUUGCUCAAUGAUUCUUUGAAAGAGCUGAGAAGAAUGGGCCUCAAAACUGCCUUUAGACAAGAUAUUCGGAAAGUUCAAGAAUCAGUAACGUACGUGUUAAGCUGCGUACAAAACUUCGAAGAUUCUCCACUCGAAAAAUGCGAUUCUUACUUUUACAGGAUCCUUGAUUUGAUGCCGCGCCUACGCUUCGUCAUUUCGAGCCCGGCAGCUGACGCACCUCUUGUGGCUAUCGAAAAAGGCUUAGCAGUGGUUGAAAACUUACUCUACAUGUUGAUCACAAGCCGUAAAACCUUCUUUGACUUCUCAAAUAACUAUUUGCGACUAAAGGGCCUUUACGAAACACUAGAGAAAACUUCCCACUCAACUAAAACUUUGAUGCACGGGUCGCUCGCAAUGUCCUUCGAAAAAUUCACCUAUAUGUGUACAUGGCUUCCCAAAAUUUUGCGCUAUGCCUUCGACACGCUCUCUAUGACAGUCUCAAAUAAGGAAGCUGAAUGGCUAGCUUCUCUUCUUUCAGAGGGUAUUGAGAGACUUUCACGAUACCAUGCGGCAAGCGAAAGUCCGGUUUUAGACAGUGAUGCCUCCACGCUUCUUGAGGACUUCAAUAAGUUCUGCGAGGACUUCGCCUGUAGGCUCUCUACAAACAGCUCCGCCAAAACCGCUUUCAUAUCUCAAGUGGUGAUUGAUUGGAUUACCGAACAUAGAAUAUCAUGCUGCCCUCCACAAUCAUCAACAACCGAUACAAGUCUGGAAAAAAUUGAAAGCGCUUUCCGCAAAGUGAGUACCUCAAUCAUGAUUACAAUUCAACAGCUUUUGGAAGACCAAACGGAGAAAAUCUUGAUGGAAGACGACAACUGGUUGCUCAGCUCUCAUAAGAGAAUCACUGGAUUGUCAAAAAGAGUUAGUUCCUCGAGAGUUUUUUCCAACAUGGAGGACGCUCUUGGGCUGAUACAAUCCCAGAACUUCUCAUUGGAGCAGUCUCAGAUCAUAAGAGCUGUUGUGAAGUUUACAAUGCCAAUGAUAUCGAGGUAUUUCCAGCUUUUGGUGUCGCUGAUGAACAAAAUAAAAUCCGAGUAUCAUACGCUAUCCCAUGGGACUUUCACAUUAGCAUCAAUUUUAUAUGGACUGGGCAAGAACGGUUUUUGCUCGCCCAGUCCUCCAGAUGAGGAAACUGAGGAUUCUAAUCUCCAAGAAGGUACUGGGCUCGGAGAUGGCGAAGGAGCUCAGAAUUCUAAAGAUGUCGAGGAAGAUGAGGAUCUCUUGGAAGAUGCGCAAAAGCCGAACGAAGAUCAACGCAAUGAUGAAGAUCAAGAAGAAAACGACGACAAUGCUGUUGAUAUGGAGGGAGACAUGGCCGGUGAUCUAGAAAAUGCAAGUGGUGGUGAUGAUAAUGAGGAAGAAGAUGAAAAUGAAGAGGAUGAAGACUUGGAUGAAGAAGUUGACAAUUUGGACGACGAUGACCCAAACGCUAUUGAUGAGAAAAUGUGGAACGAAGAAACUGAAGACUCUAGCAAAGAGAAGCAAGCAGACAGUGCCCCGCAAAAUUCUGCAGAUGAUGACGUCCAAGCUGCUGAGAAUGAGAAUGGCGAUAAAUCUUCAGAAGAUAAACAGCCUGAAGCUGACGAUGCUGCGGACGGUGAAGAGGAUAACAGCGAAAAGGAAGAAGAAAAAUCCGAUGCAGAAUCUGACGAGGACAAUGAUGCCGCUGGACAGGACGACGAGAUUAAAAACGAUGAAGACGGCGAGAUUGAUAGUGCGGUACCUGAAGUAGAAACAAUGGAUUUACCAGAGGACAUGAACUUAGACUCAGGAGACGAAGACUCAACCAACAAUGUAAGCGAAAGCGAAGAUGACGAAGGCUCCAACAGCGAAAAAGAGGACGACGGUUUCAACGAGGCAGGAAUCAAUGGCGAAGAGGAUGAAGAAGCUAAGGAAGAUGACGAACAAGAAGAUACCAACGCGGACGGAGAUGAUGUCAAUAUGGAUGAUGAUGAAGAUUUACCUAACCCCGAUGAAGAAACUGAGAACAGAGAUGAAAAUGCGCCAGAUGAUGAUAUGGGAGAUCAGAAUUCAGAAACCGAGUCCAAUUCUGCCGAGGAGGACUCAGCGGAGCUUCUCAAAAAUCAAGAUGAGGAGAUGGAGAACAAAGACCAGGGUGGAGAAGAGGGCACAGACGACAACUUGGAGGGUCUGGACGGUGCGGAUGACAUGAUGAACAUUGACAAUGAAGACUUUGACCCCAAUGUACAACAACAAAGUGGUGCUCAGGGUAAAGGUGCCGACGCUGUCAACUCUCAAGAGGACGAGAAUAUAGGAGACUCCGGCGACGCCCAACAAGAAAAGCAGGAAGAUGCAGGCGAUGCCAAUGAAGUGUCUAGGCAAGAAGCCAAAGAAAGCUUGAAGCAACUGGGUGAUAGUUUGAAGGAGUUUCACCGAAGACAUCAAGAGAUCAAAGAAGCGAGCAACAGUGAAGAGUUGAAAGAAGAAAAAGCCAGUGCGAACGAGCGCCCUGACGAUUUCGAACACUUAGACGGCGCUAAUACUGAUCAUGACACCCAAGCCUUAGGCUCUGCUAAUAAAGACCAGGCCACCACGAUUGACGAAGAAAUGGCGAUCGAUGAUGAAAUGGAGGAUCAGGAAGAAGAUAAUCAGAAAACCGAAGAGCCUCUUCCUGAAAACGAGACUCUUCCCGAAGAAGAUAAUGGAGAGCAAGUGCCUUCAGACCAGGUCCACGACCGGGACAGUCAGGGGAAGGCCAACGGCCUACCAUUAGAAGCUCAAGACGAGGAAAAUCAGCAUAAUGUUGUCACCAACCCGGAGCUAUUUGAAACUGAUAAAAAUGAGUUAGACGAAAUAAUCGAUGCAAUCGAUCAAAAGGUCGUUCUUGAGGAGGCCAACGCUGAACCACCGAGAAGUUUGGAUGAAGCUCGCAAGCUGUGGAGGAAGAGUGAAAUUGAAACCGCUGAUUUAGCUGCUGGUCUGAGUGAACAGCUACGUCUCAUUUUGGAGCCUACCUUGGCUACAAAACUCAAAGGCGAUUACAAAACCGGUAAAAGACUCAACAUGAAGCGUAUAAUACCUUACAUUGCGUCUCAAUUUCGGAAGGACAAGAUUUGGCUAAAACGAACCAAACCAAGCAAACGUCAAUAUCAGAUCAUGAUUGCCGUUGAUGAUUCCAAGUCCAUGAGUGAAUCCAAAUCUGUGGACCUAGCAUUUCAAAGCAUAUGCUUGGUGUCUAAAGCUUUAACGCAAUUAGAAUCUGGCGGGCUUUCAAUCGUCAAGUUUGGAGAUACCACACAAGAAGUUCACCAGUUUGAUAAGCCUUUUGGUAACGAUGCUGGUGCUAAAAUUUUCCAAUGGUUCGACUUCCAGGAUACUCGAACAGAUGUCAAGAAACUGGUAGCUGAGUCUAUUCGCAUUUUUGACCGUGGUCGGACCUUCAAUAACGCUGAUUUAUGGCAAUUGCAGAUCAUUAUCUCUGAUGGUGUUUGCGAAGACCACGAUGUUGUUCAAAGACUGGUACGUCGUGCGCGCGACAAUAAAAUCAUGCUUGUAUUCGUUAUCAUUGACGGCAUUAAUUCCUCAGAAUCGAUUAUGGACAUGAGCCAGGUCAAAUACGUUCCAGAUAGCUUUGGAAACCUACAAUUAAAGGUUGAAAAGUAUCUUGACACUUUCCCGUUCGAAUUCUAUGUGCUUGUUCGUGAUAUUUCGGAGCUGCCAGAAAUGCUGUCUGUGAUCUUACGCCAAUACUUUUCUGAGCUUGCAUCCAAUUGA
This is a messenger RNA of Lachancea sp. 'fantastica', 14775 nucleotides long. Lineage: Eukaryota; Fungi; Ascomycota; Saccharomycetes; Saccharomycetales; Saccharomycetaceae. The record is from the annotation of a GenBank genome assembly.